AUGGCGCUCACCAACCCGUCCUCCGCGGACUCAUCUCGCCCUGCCCACCAUCCCUCACACCACCACCGCCAGUUGUCACCAGAAGAACGUUCCCGAAUCCUCAAACGGAAACUGAUCUCUCUCUUCGGUUCCGUCGCAGUCGCCCUAUCCGCCGGUUCCAACUAUGCUUUUUCCUCUUUCGCUCCUCAACUCCAAGAAUCCCUCCACCUGACCUCCACUCAGAUCAACCUAAUCGGUAUCGCCGGCAACGCAGGCGUCUAUCUCUCGUCCCCACUCUGGGGCCGGUUUAUCGACAAGCGUGGACCUCAAACCGCCCUGAUCUCCGCCGCGAUUCUCGUUCCACUCGGCUACGCUGGGUUAUCCGCAUCUUAUAACCGCGACUGGUCGCUACACUCAACCUCGAUGCUGUUCUUCCUGAACCUGUUAACGGGGUUGGGGAAUAGUGGAGGAUUGACAGCAGCAAUGAACGCCCAAGCUAAAUCUUGGGGUGGGAGUAGGAGGGGUACGGCUACAGCGUUGGUGUUGUCAGGAUUCGGAUUGAGUGCGUUCUUUUAUUCGACGUUAUCGCAUUUGUUGUUUCCGGGGAAUACGGGGGAUUAUUUGUUGUUGUUGGCGUUAGGAAGUAUGACGAGUAUGUUGAUUGGGUUGGGGUUGAUUAAGAUUGUUCCGCCUACGGAGCAUUUGGAAGGCGAAAGGGAGGAGGCAGUUAGGAGGAGCGGUCAGGAUUCGAGUUUGAGAUAUCUAAGGAGAAGGACAAGUAGUGAUAUUGAAGCUAGGGCUACUAUUUGGCAGGAACCAGAGGUUGAGGAUGCCACUGAUGAUGAAUCUGAGCAGACUCCAGAAGCUUCUCACACCGCAAGAGAAACAGCAGUAGACGAGGAGAGGAGAGGAGAGGUAGAGGUGGAUCCAGAAUCACAAGGCCUUCUCUCAGGUAUAGACGAAUCCAAACGUGGUGUUCGAGCAGAGAUCGACCCGCAUCAAAUCGAUAUCUCUGGUCGACGAUUGUUCAAACAAAUGGACUUCUAUCUCAUCUUUGGCGUAAUGACACUCGUCUCCGGCGCCGGACUCCUCCUCAUCAAUAAUGUCGGAACAAUCACAAAGACUCUUUGGGACUACAACCAUCGGGAUCAACCUCUUCUUGUCGCUGCUGAUAACUCCGACCUUCUCCGUCCCCGCUCUACCACCAACUCCAAAUUCACCUCUAUGAAGCUCUCCGCCAAGAGCUCUGUUCAGCAGAUGCAAGCGCGCCAAGUCUCCGCCAUUUCCCUAUGCAAUUUCUCCGGUCGCAUCAUCAUCGGCCUCCUGUCGGAUUGGCUAGUCAAUCACACCUCUUCCCCCGCCAAUCGAGUUUGGCUUCUUAUCGUUGUAACAACCCUCGCUCUCGCCUCCCAGUUACUCGCCGCAUUCCCAGGGGCAAUUUCCACCGUCGAUAGCCUCUUCGCCAUCUCUACCCUGACCGGUCUUGCAUACGGAACACUCUUCGGCGUGUGUCCUACGUUGGUUUUCGAAUGGUUCGGGAUGAAGCAUUUCUCUCAAAACUACGGUUUUGUUUCCCUAUCCCCCGUCGUAGCAGGAAACAUCUUCAACCUGUUGUUUGGCAGGAUUUACGAUUCUCAUGUUCCUCAAGAUACAACUAUUCUAAGGGUAAUCGGCCAAGCGAUUCGGGAGUUGAAGGGUGGAAAGGGGAGGGAUGAUCACCCAGCACAAAGACAUUUAUGUAUGGAUGGCGAGGAAUGUUAUCGCCAGGUAUUCGUGGCGACUAGUGUUGGAUGUGGAGUGGCGGUGGUGCUGAGUUUAGUGCUGAUUGGGAGAAGGGCGAAGAGCUUGCCUACUUUCCUUAGCAGAUAG
Messenger RNA from Ustilago hordei, 1848 nucleotides. RefSeq lists its product as uncharacterized. Gene Ontology annotation, cellular component: membrane. Gene Ontology annotation, biological process: transmembrane transport. The record is from RefSeq and is a predicted model, not a curated record. The transcript has a single exon. The coding region runs from base 1 to 1848 and encodes 615 amino acids. Gene Ontology annotation, molecular function: transmembrane transporter activity. Lineage: Eukaryota; Fungi; Basidiomycota; Ustilaginomycetes; Ustilaginales; Ustilaginaceae.